Messenger RNA from Aureobasidium subglaciale EXF-2481, 840 nucleotides. RefSeq lists its product as uncharacterized. The transcript has 5 exons. The record is from RefSeq and is a predicted model, not a curated record. NCBI's taxonomy places the organism in Eukaryota, Fungi, Ascomycota, Dothideomycetes, Dothideales, Saccotheciaceae. The coding region runs from base 218 to 763 and encodes 181 amino acids.
UCAUUUGUUCUAUCUCAUCCAUAUAACCGUACUCUCAUCAGUAUCAGCCCGUCCUCAAUAUCGUCCUAUUCUAUUCUACACACCUGAAUCAGCAUCUAUCAGCCCCUGCAAGCGAAGCAGCACGAGACCUCGUACCUGAACCAAACCUUCGAACCUGCAUCGCGACCAUCAUCACCUGCUGAAGAUCAUAUAUUUAUCCCGACAUCCUUGCUACAACAUGCAGCUUCCCUUUGUCAAUCUCUUCUUGAUCACCUCUACCCUCUCCUGCUUGGCCCGAACGGAUACUGUUACAGAUGCAAUUCAGCUGCAGAAUCUCGCUUCCAGUACCGCGGACACCAUUUUCGCUUCGUUGAAUGGAACGGCUUAUCUCAAUACGUCGAAUCUCGUCUUGCGGGUGUCUGCAGCUGUUCAAGGAGCCGAUUCGAUGAUGAUGGCCAACGUUUCCUCGCCAGGCAUCGCAAACGUCAGCUUCAACGAUGCGUACUUCAACUAUGCCGAUGCAAUGCUCUAUCUCGCCAAUACAGUUCAACGUCGUGGCCUGCUCUUUCAUUCUGAGCUGAACCUUCCAGUCUACCAAGCCCUUCAAGGUCUAUCUUCUGCUGUUUCUGCUUACGGUCAUGACCUCACGGCUCAGAGAUUGGUUCAGCGAAACAGUACCGUCCGCACCUUGACGAUCGGCAGUGCUAUUGUCAGAGCACAAACUGCAUGGUCCAAUAACGUCAACUAUCCGGGCAAGAGAGAGAUCAUGAACUGGUCAGGUUAAGAUGAUAUUUCCCACUACGACUGUUCAUGUACAUAGAAGUUAGUCAAGUAGCGUACUGCCUCAAUUCAAGAUCCUUG